UUGACAUUUCAACUUAACCUUACUUUUCGUUACGAAUUCGUAUUAUAUUCGUUUAUAUUAAAUAUAACUCAAUAAUUAAUUAUUAUUUGAUUAUUAAAAUCAUAAAUUUGAAUAAUUUAAAAUAAAUGGCUUCUGCAGGAGAUAAAGGAAAGAUCGAUCAAAAAGAGAAGAAACGCAAAGAAUCAAUCCUCGAUUUAUCAAAGUAUUUAGAGAAAAGUAUCAGGGUUAAAUUUGCGGGUGGGAGAGAAGCUGCGGGAAUACUAAAAGGUUAUGAUCCUCUCUUAAACCUUGUUCUUGAUAACACAAUGGAGUAUUUAAGAGACCCCGAUGAUCCUUUUAAAUUAACGGAAGAAACGAGAGCGUUAGGUUUGGUUGUUUGUCGAGGUACAAGUGUGGUAUUAAUUUGCCCAGUUGAUGGGAUGGAAUCAAUUCAAAACCCUUUUAUCUCUCAAGACUAAUUUUUUUAAUUAAAAUAAAUAGUAUUAAGUAAAAUAACAUACUAUGUAUGUAUUGACACAAUAAAGAUUAUAAAAAUAAA
Messenger RNA from Onthophagus taurus, 538 nucleotides. It is a transcript of the gene LSm7, whose product is annotated as U6 snRNA-associated Sm-like protein LSm7. NCBI's taxonomy places the organism in Eukaryota, Metazoa, Arthropoda, Insecta, Coleoptera, Scarabaeidae. The record is from RefSeq and is a predicted model, not a curated record. Gene Ontology annotation, cellular component: spliceosomal tri-snRNP complex; U2-type prespliceosome; U12-type spliceosomal complex. Gene Ontology annotation, molecular function: RNA binding. Gene Ontology annotation, biological process: mRNA splicing, via spliceosome; nuclear-transcribed mRNA catabolic process.